Molecule: messenger RNA, 1131 nt
Organism: Aspergillus bombycis
Lineage: Eukaryota; Fungi; Ascomycota; Eurotiomycetes; Eurotiales; Aspergillaceae
Product: O-methyltransferase
Exons: 3
Coding region: 1-1131 (376 amino acids)
Molecular function (GO): O-methyltransferase activity
Source: RefSeq, a predicted model, not a curated record
AUGGCCGGCUCAUCUGUAUCUGCAAUUCUAGACGAAAUUUCAUCUUCCAGCAUAGCUUUUAACAAGAAUGAAGCUGGUUCAAGAGAAGGCCUGAUUGAGCACAGCCGUGCCUUGAUUGCGGCCUUAGAGAUUCCUAGUGAAUUUAUACAGCGCACGUUCUGGGCGGAACCAGCUCAAUCAGCCAUCAUCCGUCUUGCCGUCGACGUUAAACUUUUCCAACAUCUGCAGGAAGCGGGCGAUGUAGGCCUGACGCCUGAGGCUCUAGCCCACAGUACCGGGGUCGAUACUGUACUUUUAUCACGCCUAGCGAGACAUCUAGUGGCGAUGAACCUUCUUGCUUUCCACAACGGCGCAUUCCAGGCCACGAGGCUAAGUAACGAUCUCGCAGCGGAGAACUUCCAACACAGCAUCUCCUUUUGCUAUGAUGCGGCCCGCCCUUCAUUCAAUACAUUCCCGCAGUAUUUUGAGAAAACCGAAUAUAGAUCCCCAACUCUGGGUGGAACCGACGGUCCCUUCCAAGAAGCCCACAAGACGCAGCUUCCAUUCUUCGAAUGGCUUAUCGCAACCCCGCCGCACCUGCAGCAUUUCGACUCCUUUAUGAGUGCAUAUCGAGCCGGAAAAGCAGAUUGGCACGAUUUCUACCCGGUGACAGAGCGAAUGAUAGCGGGCUUUGACUCCUCCGUGAGCGAUGUUCUCCUCGUCGACGUCGGUGGUGGGAGGGGCCACGAUGUCGCAACCUUUGCCGGACACUAUACUUCUCACCCAGGCAGGAUCGUCCUCCAGGACCGCGAGCCUGUUAUUGCGAGCCCUAUCAAGGGUGCACGAGCCUACUUUCUUCACUCCAUUCUCCACGACUGGGGUGAUGAUGAUGGCAUCAAGAUCCUGGAGAAUCUGGCUCCAGCACUGGUAAGGGGGUAUUCGCGUGUUUUGUUGAACGAGAUUGUCAUUAGCGAAGAGAAGCCCACACUAGCGGCAACGAGUAUGGAUAUGAUGAUGUUGGCACAUUUUGCAGUCAGGGAAAGAACGGAGGCCGAGUGGAGGAGUAUUCUAGCGAAAGCCGGAUUGAAGGUGGUCAAUAUCUACAACUAUCCGGGGGUUGCAGAGAGUUUGAUCGAGGCGGAACUGGCCUAG